GAGCUAGAACAAAAAUUUUUUUAUCAUUAAAUAGGGAAUUGUUUAUACUAUAUACACCACUAUUCAAAACAAAAAAAUUCGCACCUACGAUUUUUUCAGAAAACGCCGCCUAAAUGCCCACUGUGCAAUACUCCAUUCGCUUGAAAAGCAAGGGUGUCCAAAUCCAUAAACUGGAUUCUCUUUUUUACUCCAAUUCAUGAUUUAUUCCGCAUAGUGUGAUGAUGGACUUUUCUCCUGCUCCGUCACACUUUGCUCUUUUUCAUCUUCAGCUUUUUUGUAUGCGCUUGGCAAGUUGGAACGUAUAUUUCAAUCAUUAUCUGACUUUAAUUCGGGUCGUAUUCCGACAUUUUUAUUUGUUGUGAAAUAGUGUGCGGAGGAGAUUACGUUUUUCUCUGACGAGAGUGUCUUUGUAUGCAAUCUUUUGGCUCGAAGCGACACAAUUUCGGUACAUAUAUUUCAAAAUCUGUUUCUUUACUCGAUGCCCACGUCAGCAUUUCGUUAGCAUCGACUCAAUAUUUUGAUGUAUCAGUCUUUAGAAUUUUAACACCCUAUUGUAGCGAAUGUUUGAAAAUCGAACUAGUAUAAUAUGCAGGGUCGUCGAUUGUUUUUGGGAGUGUGUGAGGAUAAAAGUUGAACAGAAACUUUCUAUCGUCCUUUCAAGAUUUUGGCAGAAAGUGUUACAGUUUAGGGAAAGAAAAACCCCGCCCUAAUCGACUACCCUUGUACUGUGUAAACUUAGUGCGAAAGAUGAUAAAGAUGUUGCAGUUCAGCCUGAGGGAAAAAUUCUGUUAAAUCUGAUUAAACAUGUGUAUCCCGAAGUAACAACAAUAACGAAGUUACGGAAGGACGAAAGUGAAGGGGCACUGUUAUUACGUCUUAAAGGUGGUGAUCGAUCAACGGUGAAAUAUUGGAUUAAGUUAUUUGAUGAGACAAUAAAACAAACAAUUCGCUUGCACUGCGAAGACGUUAUUAUUUCCACGAUUAAAGAAGCUUUUCCGGGCGCAACUGCUUUAAAGUAUAAGUGGUUAUCGAACGAUGAUAAUGAUCAGAAUUGGAAAAUUAAGCCGGUGUUGAAAUUAAGUCCAUUGAAACGUCCAGUUACAGCGGAAGAUCCUUAUGGACUGUUAGGCCAUCCUGGGAUGGACAAAUUAGGCAUUGGAAUUAGUAUUCAAAAUCAUAUAAUUUAUGCAGUUAAUAAAAUGCAUUAUAUUGGUAGCAUUGAUCGAGAUGAACGAAUAUCAGAAUCACACAGUAAAACGUAUGCUAUCGAUCAAAGUUAG
This is a messenger RNA of Didymodactylos carnosus, 1280 nucleotides long. Lineage: Eukaryota; Metazoa; Rotifera; Eurotatoria; Philodinida; Philodinidae. The record is from the annotation of a GenBank genome assembly.